This is a messenger RNA of Musa acuminata AAA Group (dessert banana), 1155 nucleotides long. RefSeq names its product cytochrome c oxidase assembly protein COX11, mitochondrial-like. Gene Ontology annotation, cellular component: mitochondrial inner membrane. The record is from RefSeq and is a predicted model, not a curated record. NCBI's taxonomy places the organism in Eukaryota, Viridiplantae, Streptophyta, Magnoliopsida, Zingiberales, Musaceae. The transcript is spliced from 6 exons. Gene Ontology annotation, molecular function: copper ion binding. Bases 104 to 955 code for a protein of 283 amino acids.
AUUAGAACCGGGUUCGAUUGAUUGUUUCCUUACUGCCCCGACGAAGACCCAGGGGACAAAAGAAACGGCGCUCCGACGAACGUCUCAUCUCCUCCUCUUCCAGAUGCGGCCUUUCCUAAGACACCCCGGCACCUUCUCUCUUCUCCUCCGCGGCGCCCGCCCUCUCGCCCCCCACUCCGUCGCCCUCCUACGAAACUUUUCCCCGCCCCGCUUCUCUCCUCGUCCCGAUCGGCUCUUGAUCCCCCACGCCGCCGCCGCCGCCGCCUUCAGCGCUUCUAGCGGCGCCUCCGCCUCAUCAACAGCAUCCAAGGACAGAAGCUCGCGUAACACCCUCGUGUACCUCCUCGGGUUGGUCGCCGCCAUGGUCGGAGCCUCCUACGCCGCCGUUCCCCUCUAUCGCCGCUUCUGCCAGGCCACCGGAUAUGGUGGCACAGUGCAGCGCCGGGAGCCGCACGAUCUGUUUUGUUUGUGUUCUGAGUUUAAAAUGCUUUCGGGAAUAAUGAAUCGUUCAUGGCUUGUGACAAGGAAUGAGUCUCUGCAGAGUGUGGAAGAGAAGAUCGCCCGCCAUGCCCAAGAAGGGACCAAGACUUCCAGGGAGCUUGUUGUUCAGUUCAAUGCUGAUGUUGCUGAUGGGAUGCCAUGGAAAUUUACUCCUACACAAAGAGAGGUAAGGGUUAAGCUAGGGGAAAGCGCCCUUGCAUUUUAUACUGCUGAAAAUCGUAGCUCGACUCCCAUAACUGGUGUUUCUACAUACAAUGUUACCCCAAUGAAGGCUGCAGUUUAUUUCAACAAGAUUCAAUGUUUCUGUUUCGAAGAGCAGCGACUUCUUCCAGGGGAGCAAAUCGACAUGCCGGUCUUUUUCUACAUUGAUCCAGAGUUCGAGACCGAUCCCAAGAUGGAUGGCAUCAACAACAUUAUCCUUUCCUACACCUUCUUCAAAGUUAACGAGGACUAGCUGUGUAGCCACCGAUUAUCAGUAUCAUUACCCUCAACUCAUUAUUCUUAUUUUUGUUAGUUCAAAUGGUUAUCAAUGUCACUUGAACAGCCUCGUUUCCGAAACAUUGGCCAACUGUUUUGUAGCAGAAGAAAGCAGAUGGUUGCCAUGAAAUGGUCGCUUGCUAAAAUAAAAGUUAGAAAGAAUCGAUUUUACUAUUA